AUGCAGCACACCAAAGGAUCCGAAUCCCCGGAGCUGGGACGAUCAAUCUCCCGUUCACGCAGUACCAGCAUGUCUAGCGACUCCCAGCUUCCACGCCUCCAUCUCCUCUCGCCACCACCAGUCAACCCCGCUCCGUGUUUCAUUGCAUCGUCCGCCGCCGCCGAGAUCAUCACCGCAGACCAGGAAUUCAAUACCGCAGACUUCGUGACCAACGAAGAAGAUGCUGGCGCCGAUGCCAGCGCCCUCAUCACCCCCGAGGCCCUGAUCGCUUUGAAUGGCUUUCUCGAUCACCUGUUAUUCAACAUUCUGGCCACAGCCAAGUCGACGCAACUGACCUGCAUCCGGCCUGCGAUAGCAGAGGUCUUGAAGCCUCGGCUGGCGAAGGAGGUGGUGUCCGCGGCUGAUGAAGAGCUGAGCGAGUAUAUGGGCGGGGAAGAGGACGAGCAAUCCGAAUUCCGCGGUGGUCAGAGCCCCACGACCGACUUUGAUCUGAUUCGCUCCUGGAAAUUGACUCGCCUGCGAUGUAUGGUGUACACGAGACUGGGCGACAUGGAGGAAGACGACGAAGACGAGUACAUUGCGCAGGAUGGAUUGGUGGAGACGGGUGAGGGGAUCCCCGCCAGAUUUACCAGCCAUGUGGGCAAUAUCACCCCGGCCGCCGCGAUCUUCUUGACCUCCAUCAUCGAACACAUUGGAGAGCAGGCUCUCAUCAUUGCCGGUGAAACCGCAAGGUCUCGACUUUCUUUGAAGCUGGGCGACGACCACGAUGAAGUGACCGAGUCCGGCGCCGAACGCAGCAGUUUGGAUCGACUGGUGGUGGAGGAACUCGACAUGGAAAAGUUGGCUCUGAACCCGACUCUCGGACGUCUCUGGCGAACAUGGCGGAGACGCGUUCGGACCCGCAGCUUGUCUCGGACGGUCUCGAGGGAGUCGAUCCCGCGUCGCAGAUUGACUGUCGCCUCUGUGAGCAGCAGAAAAAGCAGCACUGCCGGCAUCGACGAUCCUCAACCCCAGAUGCCUGUGCCGUCGGUCCAGGUGUCCCGAAAGGAACUCGAUCCGGCAUCUAUCUCUCUACCCAUGAGUGAGCAUGAUAUCGAUGAGAUUGAGAUUCCUGGAUUCAUCUCCGACCUCGAUGGCAGCGAGGUGCACGAGAUCCACGAGGUUCAGACCAUGCAGGCCGUCGUUGCCCACAAGGUGCGACCCCACAGCCUCAUGGUGCUCACGCUGGCGUCCCCGAGAUCACCUUCAUCAAACGGAAACUCCCCCGUCACUCCUGGCAGCGCACAGAGCACCAGGUCCACUCGUCAUGUCCGAUCGCGGUCCCUUCCUGGUAGUCCAGUGCUCCAAGAAGACACAUCAUGCAGCGACGAGGUGGCCGAGGGGGUCUCCCCAACUGAGGAGCAAAAGCGCCUGGAGACGAUGUAUGAACGCGAUGAGGACGACAAGCAUUCGCGGCCGCGGAAACUCGGCCAAUCCUCGCAUGCUCGAGGUCUGCCGGCCGAUAGCCCGGCCGAUGAGCCGACAGGUCCUGCCGCCUGUCCAGAAGCCGUCACCACAUCUUCGCUAUCAGCGGCGUCAAUGGAUGCCGUGACUAGCCAGGCCAGUACCACUGACCUGUCAUCGGCAUCCGUGAGCGAUUACCAGGACAGCCGUUCGGAGAUUAUCGAGGGUCAUGGACUGUUCGAAAAGCCGACUUUGGCUCCAUUGCAGCGACCAAAACGAAUGGGAAGCAAGGAUCCUACUCGAAGCACUCCUUCGUCGCCAGCAAGAGAAAGUCCCUCGCAAGCCGAAGAGGCCAAUGAAGCUCAUGUACAAGGUCAGGUAGCCAAAUCCAGUGCGUCACGCCCCGCUGUCAACCUCGAUGCCUCCUGGCUCUCGGAUGAGGAUGCAUCUGGCCCAGAAGCCGGACUUCCAGAACGAUCGGCUUCUGCGGGCAGUAGCUCUACCCGAGCGACACCACUUCCAGCCGACAUCCCCAUCAAGAAAGUCGGCCAGCCCGUGUCCACUCCCGGAGAAAAUAGUCGUUCCGACCGUCCUCGGACAAGGCCCAUACCCGCGCCCUUGUCUCUGGUCAGUGUCGCUCAGCAAUCCUUCGGACGGACGAGUCCCGCACUAUCUACGCCUGGGAGCUCAAUUACCGAGCGUGCUGCGGUUCAGCGCUUAUCACGCCCAUCUCCCUCGACAGCCUCGUCCACUUACUCGAGGUCUUGCCGGUCAGACAGUAUCGGUAGUUGUCGCGUGACGCGCCCUCUUACCGCGGGGUCCACUACUUCCCAGGUUUCGAGCAAGAUCAAGGGUCUCAUUGGUCGCCAGACUGAAUCCGCUGCUCAUACUCUUCGCAGUUCCUCCGACACCGGUCGAGCAUCUGCUGCCACUGGUGAUUCUGUUGAUGAUGACAAAUCUGCACUGGAUGAUCUGAUUCAAAGCGAAGAGACCAUCCACUAUACAUUGACACCUAAGAGCGUGAGGGAUAUAGAGGAGAUGGAUUUCCCUGCGCGUCGACCUUCGCGGACAGCAACUUCAGACUUGGCCGAGUUCUUUAAAGAUACAGCACCACCAGGAACCGAGGUACCUAGACCGAAGGCAUCCAAGUCAUCUUCCAAGAGCAACAUCGAUCUCUCCCCAAUCGCAAAGUCCAACUCAGCCGAUAGGUCGAAGUUCAGGUCUAUCCCGGCCACGGAUGCAGAUCUCGCUGAGAAACCGAAGAGCUACACCCGUAGCAAUGGGCCACGUCUUGAGGCCCGCUCAGCAGUGAGCCCAAGAGGGGACGAAACAUCCGAACUAAUCAAGUUCCUGCUAGAAGGUCCACCCGACAGCGGGGCUCAUCAGGUUGCCCGCACAACUGCCCCAUCGCAGGAUACACUGGCUUCGACCGACUUGCGGAAGAGGAUUCCUUCAGUUGCUAGCACACAGGAGGGGUCGAUGGCGACUCGGUCCCUGACUUCUAUCGGAUCCCACACGGCGCUUUUGGAUUCUGCCACUCGCUCGACGGCACAGACAGACGUUGCCCUUAGGACAGCCACUUCCUCGAGUAGCACUCCAGUUGAAGCUCAGCCUGUGCGGAAACCGCGUCGGGUGCGAGAUCCGUAUGCCAUUGACGAUUCUGACGAUGACGAGCUGCUUGAAGAUCUCUUGCAAUCGUCCAAGCCGAAACGGGAGGAGGAAAGUUUGAUGGACUUCCUGCGCAAUGUCCCACCGCCUGACUUUGAUCCCCAGCCUGUGCCUAUCCAGGCACCACUGACCAGGUCUCCUUCGACCAGUUUUGGCAGUGCCUCAGCCAUGAAGGCCCGGCUUCUCCGCAACACUUCCUUCGACAAAUCUCUUUCCAUGAAGUCUUCAAGGUCUUCGCUGCGUCAGCAAUCGGACAACCACGCAAUGGGGCCGUCGAACUAUACCGUCAAAGGCGGCAUGGAGUACAAUGGAGGAGCUAUACAUGCUGGGUACGGUCUGUCUACGGUGUCUGAGAAACAGACCGAGACCAGUGCGUUAGCCAGUUUCCUCAGGAAUACGGGCCCGCCGGAGCCUCCUGCCAGUCGGCCUAUGUCCACAAGCAAAAAGGACUUGAGUAGUUUCUCUCGUCUCUUUGGUCGUCGGAAGAAGGUGGAAGCCUAG
Molecule: messenger RNA, 3612 nt
Organism: Aspergillus clavatus NRRL 1
Lineage: Eukaryota; Fungi; Ascomycota; Eurotiomycetes; Eurotiales; Aspergillaceae
Exons: 2
Coding region: 1-3612 (1203 amino acids)
Source: RefSeq, a predicted model, not a curated record